CAGCCCUGGAGUGGUUUCUAUACAGCAAUUGCAAGAGAAAAGUGAGAGAUGGAACCCGAAGAAGAAAGGAUUCGCUACAGCCAGAGAUUGCGUGGUACCAUGCGGCGGCGCUAUGAAGACGAUGGCAUCUCAGAUGAUGAAAUUGAAGGGAAGAGAACUUUUGAUUUGGAAGAGAAGCUCCACACCAACAAAUAUAAUGCAAAUUUCGUUACUUUUAUGGAAGGAAAAGAUUUUAAUGUAGAGUAUAUCCAGCGGGGUGGCUUGAGAGACCCUCUGAUUUUCAAGAACUCCGAUGGCCUUGGAAUAAAAAUGCCAGAUCCAGACUUCACUGUGAACGAUGUCAAAAUGUGUGUAGGGAGUCGUCGAAUGGUGGAUGUCAUGGAUGUGAACACACAGAAGGGCAUUGAAAUGACUAUGGCUCAAUGGACACGCUACUAUGAGACCCCAGAGGAGGAGCGAGAGAAACUCUAUAAUGUCAUCAGCCUGGAGUUCAGCCACACCAGGCUGGAGAACAUGGUGCAGAGGCCAUCCACGGUGGAUUUCAUUGACUGGGUAGAUAACAUGUGGCCACGGCAUUUGAAGGAAAGUCAGACAGAAUCAACCAAUGCCAUUCUGGAGAUGCAGUACCCGAAGGUGCAGAAGUACUGUCUAAUGAGUGUUCGAGGCUGCUAUACUGACUUCCACGUGGACUUUGGUGGUACCUCUGUUUGGUACCACAUCCAUCAAGGAGGAAAGGUCUUCUGGCUCAUCCCCCCUACAGCCCACAACCUGGAGCUGUACGAGAAUUGGCUGCUGUCAGGGAAACAGGGAGACAUCUUUCUGGGUGACCGGGUAUCAGAUUGCCAGCGCAUUGAGCUCAAGCAGGGCUAUACCUUCGUCAUUCCCUCAGGAUGGAUUCAUGCUGUGUAUACUCCUACAGAUACGUUAGUGUUUGGAGGCAAUUUUUUGCAUAGCUUCAAUAUCCCGAUGCAAUUAAAAAUAUACAACAUUGAAGAUCGAACGCGGGUUCCAAAUAAGUUCCGCUAUCCAUUCUACUAUGAGAUGUGUUGGUAUGUGUUGGAGCGCUAUGUAUACUGCAUAACCAAUCGCUCCCACCUAACUAAGGAAUUUCAGAAAGAGUCCCUUAGCAUGGAUUUGGAGUUAAAUGGGUUGGAGUCUGGAAAUGGGGAUGAGGACUCAGUGGAUCGAGAAACUCGGCGCUUGAGCAGUAGGCGUUCUGUUCUCACAAGCCCCAUAGCCAAUGGGGUCAACAUGGAUUAUGACGGACUGGGCAAAGCCUGCCGAAGUCUGCCAAGCCUGAAGAAAACCUUGUCCAGUGACUCAUCCUCUGACUCUAGCCGGGGUUCCCACAAUGGCCAAGUGUGGGAUCCCCAGUGUAGCCCCCGAAAGGACAGGCAGGUACAUCUGACCCAUUUUGAGCUUGAAGGCCUUCGCUGCCUUGUAGAUAAGUUGGAGUCUCUGCCACUGCACAAGAAAUGUGUCCCCACUGGGAUAGAAGACGAAGACGCCCUCAUUGCGGAUGUAAAGAUUUUGCUGGAGGAGCUUGCCAACAGUGAUCCCAAGUUAGCCCUUACUGGAGUCCCUAUAGUCCAGUGGCCAAAAAGGGAUAAGCUUAAAUUCCCCUCCCGGCCAAAAGUGCGGGUUCCUACCAUCCCCAUCACCAAGCCUCACACCAUGAAGCCAGCUCCACGGUUAACACCUGUGAGGCCAGCUGCCGCCUCCCCCAUGGUGUCAGGAGCCAGACGGCGACGAGUGCGCUGUCGAAAAUGCAAAGCCUGUGUGCAGGGAGAGUGUGGUGUCUGCCACUACUGCAGGGACAUGAAGAAGUUUGGGGGGCCCGGGCGCAUGAAGCAGUCCUGUGUUCUACGGCAGUGCUUGGCACCUAGACUGCCUCACUCAGUCACAUGUUCCCUCUGUGGUGAGGUGGAUCAGAAUGAGGAAACACAGGACUUUGAGAAGAAACUCAUGGAAUGCUGUAUCUGCAACGAAAUCGUACAUCCCGGCUGCCUCCAGAUGGAUGGAGAGGGCUUGCUUAACGAGGAAUUGCCAAAUUGCUGGGAGUGUCCAAAGUGCUACCAGGAGGAGAGCGCUGAGAAAACCCAGAAGCGGAAAAUGGAAGAGAGUGAUGAUGAAGCCGUGCAAGCCAAAGUCCUGCGGCCCCUGCGGAGCUGCGACGAGCCCCUCACACCCCCACCUCACUCCCCCACUUCCAUGCUGCAGCUCAUCCAUGACCCGGUUUCACCCCGGGGUAUGGUGACUCGGUCCUCGCCUGGGGCUGGCCCCAGUGACCACCACAGUGCCAGCCGCGAUGAGCGCUUCAAACGGCGGCAGUUGCUACGGCUGCAGGCCACAGAGCGCACCAUGGUACGGGAAAAGGAGAACAACCCCAGCGGCAAAAAGGAGCUGUCUGAAGUUGAGAAAGCCAAGAUCCGGGGAUCGUACCUCACUGUCACGCUACAGAGGCCCACCAAAGAGCUCCACGGGACAUCCAUUGUGCCCAAGCUGCAGGCUAUCACCGCCUCCUCUGCCAACCUGCGCCAUUCCCCCCGUGUGCUCGUGCAGCACUGCCCCGCCCGAGCCCCCCAGCGUGGGGACGAGGAGGGGCUGGGGGGAGAGGAGGAGGACGAGGAGGAGGCGGAGGAGGAUGAUGACAGUGCAGAGGAGGGGGGUGCGGCCAGACUGAACGGCCGGGGCAGUUGGGCUCAGGAUGGAGACGAGAGCUGGAUGCAGCGGGAGGUCUGGAUGUCUGUCUUCCGCUACCUCAGCCGCAGAGAACUUUGUGAAUGUAUGCGCGUGUGCAAGACGUGGUAUAAAUGGUGCUGCGACAAGAGGCUUUGGACAAAAAUUGACUUGAGCAGGUGUAAGGCUAUUGUACCACAGGCCCUCAGUGGCAUCAUCAAGAGGCAGCCAGUCAGCCUUGACCUCAGUUGGACCAACAUCUCCAAAAAGCAACUGACGUGGCUCGUCAACAGGCUACCAGGACUGAAAGACCUCCUCCUGGCGGGCUGCUCCUGGUCUGCCGUCUCGGCCCUCAGCACUUCCAGCUGCCCCCUUCUCAGGACCCUGGAUCUUCGGUGGGCAGUAGGAAUAAAGGACCCUCAAAUUCGGGACUUGUUGACUCCCCCGACUGAUAAGCCAGGUCAGGACAAUCGCAGCAAACUCCGGAACAUGACUGACUUCCGGCUGGCAGGCCUUGACAUCACGGAUGCCACACUUCGCCUCAUCAUCCGCCACAUGCCCCUCCUGUCUCGACUGGACCUCAGUCACUGCAGCCACCUUACAGACCAGUCCUCUAAUCUGCUCACCGCCGUCGGGUCUUCCACUCGGUACUCUCUCACCGAGCUCAACAUGGCAGGUUGCAAUAAAUUGACAGACCAGACCCUGAUCUACCUAAGGCGCAUCGCCAACGUCACCUUGAUUGACCUUCGAGGAUGCAAGCAGAUCACUCGGAAAGCCUGCGAGCACUUCAUCUCAGACUUGUCCAUCAACAGCCUCUACUGCCUGUCUGACGAGAAGCUGAUCCAGAAGAUCAGCUAAGA
This is a messenger RNA of Chrysochloris asiatica (Cape golden mole), 3539 nucleotides long. RefSeq names its product lysine (K)-specific demethylase 2A (gene KDM2A). The record is from RefSeq and is a predicted model, not a curated record. Gene Ontology annotation, biological process: protein demethylation; regulation of transcription by RNA polymerase II. The coding region runs from base 49 to 3537 and encodes 1162 amino acids. The transcript is spliced from 20 exons. Gene Ontology annotation, molecular function: protein binding; transcription coregulator activity; zinc ion binding. Lineage: Eukaryota; Metazoa; Chordata; Mammalia; Afrosoricida; Chrysochloridae.